Messenger RNA from Alosa sapidissima (American shad), 2973 nucleotides. It is a transcript of the gene tubg1, whose product is annotated as tubulin, gamma 1. The record is from RefSeq and is a predicted model, not a curated record. The transcript has 11 exons. Gene Ontology annotation, molecular function: GTP binding; structural constituent of cytoskeleton. NCBI's taxonomy places the organism in Eukaryota, Metazoa, Chordata, Actinopteri, Clupeiformes, Clupeidae. Gene Ontology annotation, biological process: cytoplasmic microtubule organization; microtubule nucleation; meiotic spindle organization. Bases 129 to 1484 code for a protein of 451 amino acids. Gene Ontology annotation, cellular component: gamma-tubulin complex; nucleus; centrosome.
CUUCAGAGAGGCAGGAAGCCGUUUUGCGGCAUUUGUGAUGUUGAAGCGGGAAGCCACGGAAAUCUGCUCACACUGACAGUCAACAACGCAAAAGGAGACAGCUUCACCAGUCCACUAAGAGGGCAAGCAUGCCUCGAGAGAUCAUAACACUACAACUUGGACAAUGCGGGAAUCAGAUUGGGUUUGAGUUCUGGAAGCAGCUGUGUGCUGAGCAUGGCAUCAGUCCUGAGGGCAUUGUGGAGGAGUUCGCCACAGAGGGCACGGACCGAAAAGAUGUAUUCUUCUACCAAGCAGACGAUGAGCACUACAUCCCCCGGGCAGUGCUGCUGGACCUGGAGCCGCGCGUCAUCCACUCCAUCCUGAACUCGCCCUACGCCAACCUGUACAACCCGGAGAACAUCUACCUGUCGGAGCACGGCGGUGGCGCCGGGAACAACUGGGCCAGUGGCUUCUCUCAGGGAGACAAAAUCCACGAGGACGUGUUUGACAUCAUCGACAGAGAGGCAGACGGCAGUGACAGCCUGGAGGGGUUUGUGCUGUGCCACUCCAUCGCUGGAGGAACUGGUUCUGGACUGGGCUCCUAUUUAUUGGAACGCCUCAAUGACAGAUAUCCCAAGAAGCUGGUGCAGACCUACUCAGUGUUCCCCAACCAGGAUGAGAUGAGUGAUGUGGUGGUGCAGCCCUACAACUCUCUCCUGACACUCAAGAGAUUGACACAGAAUGCCGACUGUGUGGUGGUCCUGGAUAACACUGCUUUGAACAGGAUUGCUACUGAUCGACUGCACAUCCAGAAUCCUUCCUUCUCCCAGAUCAAUCAGCUGGUCUCCACCAUCAUGUCUGCCAGCACAACAACUUUGCGUUACCCUGGUUACAUGAACAACGAUCUGAUUGGUUUGAUAGCUUCACUCAUCCCCACACCCCGCCUCCACUUCCUCAUGACUGGAUACACCCCUCUCACCACAGACCAGUCGGUGGCCAGUAUCAGGAAGACCACAGUGCUGGACGUGAUGAGGAGGCUCCUGCAGCCUAAGAACGUGAUGGUGUCCACUGGACGCGACCGCCAGACCAACCACUGCUACAUAGCCAUUCUCAACAUCAUCCAGGGAGAGGUGGACCCCACGCAGGUUCAUAAGAGCCUUCAGAGGAUCAGGGAGAGGAAGUUGGCCAACUUCAUCCCGUGGGGCCCUGCCAGUAUCCAGGUUGCACUGUCUCGCAAGUCGCCCUAUCUGCCCUCGGCCCACCGCGUCAGCGGCCUCAUGAUGGCCAACCACACCAGCAUCUCCUCGCUGUUUGAGCGCACCUGCAAGCAGUACGACAAGCUGCGGAAGCGCGAGGCCUUCCUGGAGCAGUUCCGGAAGGAGGACAUGUUCAAGGACAACUUUGACGAGCUGGACAACUCGCGCGAGGUCGUGCAGCAGCUCAUCGAUGAGUACAGCGCAGCCACGCGGCCCGACUACAUCUCCUGGGGCUCACAGGAGCAGUGAGACACACACACACACUCACACACUCUCAAGGCUGUGCCUCAUGAAAAGGAGUCUACACACAGCUGUGCUUCAUCAGGAGCCCACACACACACACACACACACACACACACACACACACACACACACACUGAUAAAGAAGUCUCCGAGCCUUCUACGUCCCUGUGCCACACUCAAAGAGUGGACAUUGUUGAUAACUGUUUGCUGAAGCGCCUCCCGGUUGGUCCUGACAUGGGAUCAGUAAGGACCUUAGCCCUCCAAUGAUAAAGUAGAGUAGCCAGAAAGGAAAUGGCUGUUCCCAGAACAGUCCCUCCUCCUCUUCUUAGAGUCCCAUGUCUCUCUCUCUCUCUCUCUCUCUCUCUCACUCAUGUGUGCCUCAAAAAGUGCUCCACAAUUGUAGUCAAGUGCUUGUUCAGUCUGUCUCCUCUGCUCUCUCUCUCUCUCUGGCACAGUCACCGCUACCUCUCAACCUUUUUCUUCUUCUUUUUGCUGAUCUACAGCUUUCCCUGUCUGGCUGAAUGACAUACUGCUGCUCCUCCACAGCAUUUACUAGAGAUGCGCAUUCCCAUUAAUAUGUACAUAAAAAAAGACACCGUGGCAUCCAGGCCUGGUGCAUCUGUCUGUAGAGUCCCUGAGCUCUUUGACACGGCAGAAGAUAAACAGAAGAUGGUUUCCUGUCGUUCCAGAUCAUCAAGUGACUACUCAGAGGUGUAAAUGAUCAUCUCUCAGUCUGUCUCUCCCUCUUUCUCUCUCUCUCUCUCUCUCUCUCUCUCUCUCUCUUUCUCGUUCUCUCUUUCUGACAUAGGUUUAAAAAUAGCUCAGGCAAUCACACAAGAGAUGUGUCUGAAUGUAACCCUAGAGGGGCUGGAGUAAGACUGGAGACGGAAAUGGAGAGUCGGGAAGCACACACACACACACAAAGUUAGUCACAUUUUGGUCCCUCCUGCACACAAGCUACACAAUCAGUCUUUCCCUCAGGAGAAUGAAAUAUAUGCACACGCACACACCCACACACACACAUAUGCACGCACACACACACAGCUGUUUCUGUGUUGCUGCUGAAGGAAACACACAGAAUUCUUUGUGGUGUGUGUGUGUGUGCAAACCACUGUGUUUAAUACAGUCCAGGUGUGGAUGGUGGAAUGGUACUGUGUUCCACUGAGUUCUUAAAGCGUUGCGUGGGUUUGAAGUGGGUCUGACUUGUCCAGGAGAGGCCUGCAGUUUAAAUCUCCCACUCAGCCACAACCCCCCCCCCCCCCCCCCCCCAAAAAAAAAACACACACACACACUCCCCCCUCCUCUUCUCCCUCAUCCUCAACAUGAGCCCAGUGUGCGUGAGCUGGAGCUCUGUCUGACGUCACACACACACACACACACACACACAACACUUCCCAGUGCCGUCGCUCUGCUCACAUGCUCCAAAUGUAAAUACUCAGCUGCUUCAAAUUUACUCAAGUUGUGAUAUGGUAAAAAUAAAUGGUUGUUUUUUUUC